CUACAAAGCCAGCUCCAGUUGCUGUCUGCACUCCAGCACCUCACCAAGCAGAGGGAAAGGCAUCAAGAGGGAACAAAUAAGGUUGAAGCAUGAACAAGACAGAAUUCAUCGCUGUUGCGGGCUUUGCCCUGUCAUUGCUGUUCCACAUGACCCGAGCUGAAGUCUGUCCUCCCUCCUGCUACUGUAAGUCUCUGGGGGAGAUGAAGGGUUUGCUGGUAGACUGCAGCUCGAGGAGGCUGAGGGAACUGCCGGCCUUGCCCAGUAGCACCAAGAGGCUUUAUCUACACAACAACAGCCUGACCUCGGUUCCUCCCGGUGCCCUGGACAGCUUGCACGGCCUGGAGGAAGUGAGGGUAUUUGACAACCCUUGGAACUGUGACUGUCACAUCCUGUACCUAAAACUCUGGUUAGAAGACAUCUCGGCACCCUCUCUUGAGAGCACCAGAUGCGCGAGCCCAGCUCCCGUGAGGAUGAAGGCCUUGAGGCAGCUGACUGGGAACGAGCUGGGGGUUUGUAAGAGGCUUCUCCCAAUCAAGUGUCUCGAGUUCUUUUGGCGAGACCUCAUUUUAAUUGCUGGAGCAAUAAUUGCCCUGAUUUUAGUAGCAUGGGCACUGAAAUUCUCCAAAAAGCUGGUCUGCCAAAUAAACCUAAGCCUAUAUCACUGUAAGGGCCGACUGCUGGGGAGGCACACCUCCAAAAACCACAAGAUACUGUGAGCUGUUCCCUACCACGAGCUUGAACAGAAACAGCAAACUAUUCUACCACAAAACCGCAUGGUUUUAAUGGUGAACAUGCCAUAAACAGGUCCAAGGGCUCAAAAGCUGGGUCCUCAGAUAGGCAAGUUUCAUGUCAUUUCCUUUCAAAAAUAAGUAUCAACAGGCGAGUUUCAUUCUGCUGCCAUCUACUCAUAUGAAAAGCAGCUUCUAAAUUUUUAAAAAUCAUUUAACUUAGCAUUUUUCUGCUGAAUUCUCAGCUCUUACAGCAAGAUGAUCUACAUCCCCAAAUCCUACACUUCUUAAGAUAUGGAGAUGAACACCAUUUGUAUUAUUUCAGCAAUUCUUUUCUCAUUCAGAAGUUGUGUUCGCAACCCGUUACCCCCUCACGCUGUCCCAAUGGGCUUGGUAGGACCACUCUUGUGUGCAAACAAUUUCAAGCAUCUCUUCCUCACCUUCAGGAAUUUCCUGCCAGCAAAGUGAAUGCAUCCCUUAUUGAAUAUGCUCAAAGAUGGACUGGUAAUGAGAAUAUAAUCCGUAAAAACUAUUUUAGAUAUUGUUGAAUUUCAUAGAGGGUGAACACGAAAAAAAAUUCUAAGAGUAAUUGAAAUAAUGGAUGUUUAUUAAAGACUCGCACUCAUCCAAUUUUGAUUUCUUUCACAUUUCUACACUUUUCAUAUUAAAAACCUAAGAAAUUUUUACAGUUUGUCUUCCAGUUUUACUACUGAUAUUUGAUACACUAGAUUUUCUGCAACAGCUUUGAAGAGGAUGUACUCUCUUGCCUUUUUGUGUCCUCUAUCCUCAUAGAAAAAUUGUUGUGGUGACUCAAACGUACUGUUUUCUCCCUAACCUGGUAAUUCACAAGGCUCCAAGAACAACAAUUCAUGCUGUCACCCUGCCUGGUCUGGUAAAGGUAGUUGGGAGAUCUCUGAAGGUCUCCUACACUUAAUACUACUGUGGGCAGAUCAAUUUAGGAGACAUUUUGCAAAUGCUCUGCCUAGCCCCAAACCUGAGCCAGGCAUUAGAGGUUAUCUGCUGAAGACACCAAAGACUGCUUGGAUCCUUACCUAGCACCUUGUGAUGAGUGGGGUUCCUUGUUAAAGCACAAAAUACCCCAAGCGAAGCUGGGGUUAGCUUUCUUCCAAUAGGUGAUUUUGCCAUUACCAAAAAUGUGCUGUCACUUCAAUAAGAUGAGACUCGUUCCUAGCCACAAACACUCAAAUCCAAGGCAGCAGAAGCUUCACAGGGACAUUCCCAGGUCCCUCUUGCCACUGCCACUCCAGUGAUACAGAGCCAAACUGUCCAUGCUGACUGCUGGCACCGUUCUCAAGCAGCUUUAGAAGAGACGUGUUGCUGUCUGGAAUGUAUCUUAACUGUUAGUCCGCUCACUCUCCUGCACUAGCAGGGACAGGCCAAUCUGAGACACCACCACUUGUCAACCUAAAUUGAUGCCAAUUCAGGAUGAGCCACUUGCCCCUCUCUGUGACACAAGGAACGGCCACCAAGUACAGUGGAACUGCUGGAAGAACCUCUGAAGCGCAGACAGAUUUGGGGAAAGGACAUGAGCCAUGGGUAGAGGGUUACACAAUUUAUAACGUAGUGUAGCAUGGGGCUUUAGAUUGAGAAAAGGAAAGGAAGAGUCAGAUAUUCUCCCUGUGCUGUAAACGAAUUAAUGAUCUGAGAGAUAAUACACCCAUUGCAAUGUUAAAGUCUGCAAAUGAUACAUAGUGGGGAAAAAGAAGAGAGAAGUCAUAAAUGCAAAGAGCAGUGGGUUACUCGGAGUGCCAAGAAAUCGAAAGCAAGAUUGUACAUCUAGAGACAAAAGAUGGGUUGAGGACUCAAUUCAGAGAAAGCAAAUAAUCUGGUAAGAAUGAUCUCCCAUGUACAACAUUGCAGCAAAGGGCUAAUGUGAUCUUCUCUUGUUAAAAGAGGGAAUAGCAUUUAGGGAUAGAAAGAUUUAUUUACUUCCAUGUUUAGACAAACUACAAUAAUCUAGUAUCAAUGUCUACAGAUGAGGAAGAAUCAGAUGCAGAAGAAUCAGAAAAAACACAGUAAUGUAAAUAAAGGAUUGGAGAAUAUAUCUUAAAAGGAACUUGAUCAACUUCAUUUAAUAAAGAGGAAUUUAAGGAAUGACAAGAUGACAGCUUGUAUGAAUCUACAUGAAGAUAAAUUUGUUAACAAAGGGCUGGGACCAGAAAUUAGAACAUCAGACUAGAAACAAGACUCAAAAUCAAACAGUGGAAACACAAAAACACCUCGUCAAAUGCCAUAGUGAAUUCUACAGCUUAACCAACAUUGGGCAUUUUUUCAAAUUGGUAGGCGCUACCUGAAAUGAGAACUAUUUUAACAGAACUGUACGUGACACCUAAACCAUUACAACCAUUCUAUUCGCUUUGGUCACCUGCAAAAUUUAUGGUGGGACAAGCCACGAAGUGAGAGCCCACAAUGGCAGCGCAUCACAGGGACAUCCUUACUGAGCACCAGCAACAUCCCUGAGGAGCUCAGUCUGUGCCAGCGGAGCAGCCCUUCCACACCCCACAGCAGCAGGAAUAUCCCACCCUACCGUCUUCAAUUGCACAUCGCACUCUUCACCAUGAGGAACUCAACGUGCAGCACAGAAUUGGCUUUUUACAGUGUCGCAUCCCUGCGGCAGGAGAUGAACCAUGUAACCUAGAAAGAGCAGGGCUCAGGAAGGCUGCAUCACGCUCCCGUGCAGACCUGAGUAAAAUUGUGUCUUCAGAUUUACGUGUACAUUUCCAUCAGGUGAGCACAAACACUCAGAAUUUCCCUGGCUUUAUUAAAUGUUAUUCUACUUAAAUAACCUCUGCGGGAGAGAAUUUCAGAGAAAUACACAGGAACACGGUGGUGUGUGCACUUAGACAAUUUUAGAAUAUUUUUGCUCUGCUGAGCUUUUCAAUUUUUUAAAAGGCAACCAUCAUUUUGUAAUAAUGCGGAAUAUCGUAGAAGAAAUGCACUCUGAGAUCUCUGAUGGAGAGUUUCCUAAAUGAUAUUUCUUGUUUCCCCAAAAUAAAAUAAAUCUUUAACACUAAAAGCUUAUCACUCUCUGUUGUGCCUAUAAAGCCCAGAUACACGUUUUCAAUCCUGCCAUAAAACCCAGGCCAUGCAGCCCAGUGAACGUGAAUAGUUACAGACCAUGGCCUGUACCAAAACAACAUUCAAUGUGCAGGUGAAGUGCAUGAAGUUGUAACUGUGCAUUGGAACACUGUCAUCUUGAAGGUUUGCUAGGGUAGAUAAAAUAAUAAACCGCUUUAAUUGUACAAACAGAAAAAAAAAUAGCAAUUAGCAAACAUUUCUGCUUAUACCAACCAACACACUAAAUAAGACACAGAGAAUACAGGGGAAAAAAAGUAUUUGAGAGAACAUGUCUUCUGACCCCGUAAGAGGAAUGAAGAGGGAAUCUCCUCUUUGGCAGUAUUUCACAUUACACUUUAAAAAGUGUUGUAUUUAUCACUAUUGAACCAUUUGGCUUUUCUCUGAAAAAGGGAAAGCUCCACCUACCUCUGAAAAGGGGAAAGCUGGAACUGCUAAUUAAAGGCUCAAGAGCAACAUUCAACCCUUUAUCUGGCAAGGCCACCAUGUCCUGCUUGAGCCAUAUACUCCAUCAAAGUGCAUAAAUAAUGCUGCAGUUGGUAACAAUGUGCAAAGACAGGAAAAUACAUCAGUUAUCUAAGGGAAACAUGCAGUCAGCACUCCCUCAGGAGUUUGCAAAGAUCUCAGAAAGCAGUCCUGUAUCAUGCCUGCAAGAGUGCAAACUAGUGAAUAUAUCUCUUCUCAUGCUCUUUGGUAACAUAUGUAUAAUUACUGGGAUUAAUUACAACUGAAAACCUUGGUUCAGUAUUUAGCAAGACAAGUAAUCAUACCCAGAAUGACUGAGCAAGAACAAAAAGUUAUUUUUCAACAGUUCACUAAUACACAGGGUAGAAUUUGCAAUAAACUGCAAUUCUAUGUAAACUGCAGUUCCAUUAAUGUGGAAAAUAUUUGCAGGCUUUAUUUAUUAAGCAGAAUGGUAGGUGACUCGCCUUUUCACUUGAAAUGCUCAAGAUUUCCUUAACAUUGAAGCAAAAAGAGUUGCUCAAUCUGAACAACAACUGUUUAGCUCAAUGCUUGCUUUCUGCCUGGGCUCUACAGUUAGAAUUCAUUCCACACCCAGUGUUUGAGUUCAUGCAUCAGGGAACUUACUGCUUUUGCUCCUCCCGCAAAUCCUCCCAGAUUUUCUUUUUU
Messenger RNA from Calidris pugnax (ruff), 4955 nucleotides. It is a transcript of the gene GP9, whose product is annotated as glycoprotein IX (platelet). The record is from RefSeq and is a predicted model, not a curated record. Lineage: Eukaryota; Metazoa; Chordata; Aves; Charadriiformes; Scolopacidae. The transcript has 2 exons. Bases 90 to 716 code for a protein of 208 amino acids.